Molecule: messenger RNA, 1611 nt
Organism: Theobroma cacao (cacao)
Lineage: Eukaryota; Viridiplantae; Streptophyta; Magnoliopsida; Malvales; Malvaceae
Product: secretion-regulating guanine nucleotide exchange factor
Source: RefSeq, a predicted model, not a curated record
UGUUAUGUUUAUACUUUUUUAGUAUACUAAUAUAUUUUUACAUUACACCCCCUAAACCCCUUUCCAAAGCUGCAAAGACUGGAAACAGAUGCACGGCUUUCUCGAGGCUUGAAAACCAGAGGAGUAGAUCUCCAACCCCAAAAAUUUUUGCAGUCAUGUUGAAUCGUGGAACAAAGCCAAAGGCAUGGAAUGGACCUAAAAGAUGCCCGGUUAUGGUGCCGGUUAUGUUUCUUGUUUCAGUCUUAGUAGCAUUGCUAACGUUUUUCCACAAAAAUGAUGAAAACCCAAUUCCGGUGUAUGGCCUACCGAACCAAAAAUGGAAUGGGUUUGAGUCUUUGGUGCAAUUUAAUCCUGAAAGGGAAUUCAGGAAUGGCACGGAUUUGAUAUGGCAAAUACCUGAUUUGCCUAAGGCUGUUCUUUUUCUAGCUCAUGGAUGUAGUGGGAGAGCUGUCAACUUUUGGGAUAGGUCUUCUAAAUGCCCUAAAUGUGUUGGUUUGCCGGAGGAAAGGCUCCUUGUUCUUCAUGCUCUUGCUCGGAAAUUUGCUGUCUUGACCAUAUCAAGUGCAGGGAGAUGUUGGACGUUUGGGAAGGAAAGAUUGAUUGUUGAAGAUAUUAUAAGAUGGUGGGUUAAGAGACAGAACCUUGAAAAGCUUCCUCUUGUGGCUUUGGGGGCCUCUUCUGGUGGAUACUUUGUAUCUGCACUGGCUAAUGAUUUGAAGUUUAGUAGUAUUGCACUUAUGAUUGCUGAAGGAAUAUUUGAUCAAAUGGACAUCAUAGAGGACUAUCCGCCAACCCUUUUCGUGCACAUGCCAAAAGAUGUACAUAGGCAACAAAAGAUAACUGAAUUUAUGGAAGUUUUGAAAAACAAAGGGAUUGAUGUUGCAGAGAUUGAAUGCAUGGAGUUGCCUCUGUCAACAACCUUUCUAUCUGACAGAAUCCCAGGUCUUGAUCAGACUAUUUCUGCUAGAUUGUUCAAUUUAUUCAAGGAGAAAGGCUUUAUAGAUGAGAAUGGGUAUAUGAAAAGGGAUGGGCGUGCAACACCUUGGAAGCAAGCUCUCCAGGAAAGUAAGACUACUUUUCUGGAGAAGGACUUAGUGCAUCCUGUUCAGGAGGAGCUAAAUCUUGCUUUUGCAUACCAUGAAAUGACUAGCUUGCAAUCUGAACAGAUCUUUAAAUGGUUUGAAUCUCAUAUGACUUGAGCAUUAUUCCUUUGUGCCACAUUCUCCUUUCUCAGCCAUGGAAGAGAUUUGCAAACUGUUUCCAACUGAAGUACUGUCUAUUCAGAAGUGAUUUGUACAUACAGCUCAUAGUUACAAUCCCUCAACUUUUACUGGAUUAAAUUGUUUACUGCUUGAAGUUUGUCUGUAAACAACUAAGGACCAGAGAAUGUAAAGCUCCUAACUUGCACUAAAACCAAACUGCGGCAUGCACUAUGUAUUAGGUAAAUUUAACUAUAUGUCGCAAAAAAAAUCUUCAUUACACUCUGAAUAGUUUUUCAUAUAUUUUUUGUGGAAUUGCAAAGUAUCCUUAGUGGCCUUUGAGAGGUCUUCUUAUGCUUGCUUUGAAUGAUGUAUCUUUCCUCUAUAUACUUUUUGAGUUGGCAUUUUCUUC